CCCCUUUCAGAGAAAAACGAGAGUGGAAAGAUAACAGCAGAGAGGGUUAAAGCGGAGCUAGUAAUCAAGGAUCUUUGAUAACAGCAGAGCUUCAAAGAAGAAGAAGCAAAGAAGAAGAAGAACAGCAGAGUUCGUUUCUGAUAACAGCGAACAGUACAGGUGAUGGUAGAUUUCUCAGCUUCAGUUUUGUAAGCCGUGAGGACAUUUUAUAGCAUAACUAUAGCAAAGUGGUACAAAUGAACUAAAGUUAACGUUAGAGACAGAUAACAUUUACUUUACAUCAAAGGUGUGUGACGGACGGCGUGGCCUUCCAGGUGGUGGAGUCGGAAUCACGGGAUCAAGAUGGUGAGAGCUGGAGGUGUUCUGAAACUGGUGGCUUUGGUUGCUGCCUUCCUGUUGGCUGUAUUUUUUGCUUUUGAACUUCUUGACAUCAACAUGGAUUUCAACAUCGGACAGGUGUUUGCCAGAUCAGCACCACAAGAAACAGGCUCUACCAUACCACCAAAGUACAAGUGUGGCCUUUCAAAAGCAUGUCCAGAGGGACACUUCUCCUUUAAAAUGACCAGUGGGGCUGCGAGUGUCGUUGGACCAAAGAUAUGCUUGGAAGACAACAUUGUGAUGAGUGGAGUCAAGAACAACGUAGGACGUGGGAUAAACAUUGCGCUCAUUAACGGAAAAACAGGAAGCGUUUUAAAAACAGACUCCUUUGACAUGUGGGCUGGAGAUGUCAACGAACUAAUCAAUUUCAUGAAGACCAUUGAAGACGGGACUCUAGUCAUGAUGGCCACCUUUGAUGAUCCUGCUUCAAAGUUGAAUGAGGAGGCCAGGAAGAUGAUCGCUGAUCUCGGCAGCAGUAGUGUGUCCACAUUAGGCUUCAGGGACAAUUGGAUAUUUGUUGGAGGGAAGGGCAUCAAGACAAAGAGUCCCUUCGAACAGCACAUCAAGAACAACGCAGAGACCAACAAGUAUGAAGGCUGGCCAGAGGUGCUGGAGAUGGAGGGAUGCAUCCCCCAGAGACAAGACUGAGCUAAACCUCCAUCCCCUUUUACUUACACACACACACACCACUGAAAUCUACCGUACACAUUCACCACUACCACUACGUAACCUGACACACACACACACACACACACACACACACCACUGAAAUCUACCUUACCCAUUCACCACUACCACCACGUAACCUAACACACACACACACACACACACACACACACAUUUUAUUGUUUACCUGUCCUACUCCAUUCGGUUCCCCUUGUCCAGCUUCCAAUCCAUUGAGUCCUGUUUUAGCAAAAGUCUAGAUCUGCUGUUUUCAGGGCCUUCCUCACAAGGCUCUAGGGAGGUGUCAGGAACAUUAUAAAUCAAGACUGUCCAGCUUUUUGUGUACCUACGACUACUUCCAUGUCAUUUUUAGUGAGAAUUGGGGCCAGUCAAGAAAGGAAGAAAAAAAAAAAAACAUCAUCACUAUGUCACACAAUAGUAGCAACCCAGCUGCCUCCUCCUCAUCUCUGUAUUAACCCCUAGUCCUGGACUCAAAUAACAUUUCAAAGGAGAUUUUGUUUAAGAUUUUUGGUGGGCAACUCGGUCCGAAUUAGUGAGGACAGCUCAGAGAUUGUUGCUGCCCAGAGACACACAUGUAUCCAGAAAAUCCACAAGCAUUCCUUUGGUUGAUGCCUUGACCAUUUGGUGAUUUUGUAGUAUUUGAUAUAUAAAUAUCUAAGUAAUUUAUUGAACCGAGUAAUGUAAAAAAAGGGAGAGAAAUCAUUGCUGGUAUAUUGCUGUAUAAACCCCUCCCUUUUUUACUUGUAUUCCCCAAAUGUAAAUGUGAAAGAUUGAUCAGUGGUCUACUGUGGACAGAUGUGAUGUGUUAAUUUAAAAUAUAGCUAGUCAGUAGCAAAAUACUUGAUUUUUGCUGUUUUCCAAAUUCGUUUUAGUAGUUUUGAACAUGCGUUAUACGUAGUGAAAGGGAACAGGCUUAAAGCUUUUGCCAAAGCUGUUAGUAACAAAGUAACACACUCGUGUGUGUGUGUGUGUGUGUGUGUGUGUGUGUGUGUGUGUGAGAGAGAGAGAGAGAGAGUGUGAGUGAGUGACUUACCAGGCACAAUUAAACUCACCAAGCCAUCAAACUCCAAAAUGCAGUUGACAAGGUUUGUCAUAGUCACUUUAGAGCAAUGUGAAAACCUUCCACCCCACCCUCCCAGCAAAUGCCCUGGAGCAGUAUCGGCCACCCAUCAAUGCAAUCCAUUUAUUCCUGCGAAAAUAGCAGUUGCAGAGUGAAGAGUUGUUUUCUAGAACCUUUUUUUUUUUAGUUUUUCAGUUAUUCAGAAAGGACUUCUUCUGUUUAGAGAUCUAAAGGAAAAGCACAAGAACCGAUUGUUUAAGAAUGUCCAAUGCCAUACGCAUAUAAUGUUUGAUCCAUAUUUUUACAUUUUGUUGACCAUGUCUUUUCAUUAAAUUAAUUAUUGUAUGUGAUUACCAUUGAUGAUUGUCUUAGGAAAUUGUUUGUAAUUGAUUUGGUUAAUUUACAUUUUAACAACAUUCAUGUGUUUCAGAAAAGAAAGUCUGUUUUAUUUUUGUAAUGAGAACAGCGAAAAAGUUGUAACUACAAAUUGAACCCUCGUUUCAGACAUAACACCUUUGUAGAUUUGCACACAUAAAAUGUAUUCUAUCGGUGAAUACAUAAAAUGUAUUCUUUCAGUGCUUGCACCAAUCGGUUUAGUGUGCUUAGAUCAGUCCAGAUAGUCCAGGGGUGGCGAACCUGCGGCUCUUUGCCUCCUCUCGCGGCUCGCGGCUGCUCAACUGAUGUUCUCACUUCUCCUUGGAGUUUUUUUUUAAAUAGCCUAUUAUUUCUGGUAAAUGAAAAUGCUUUUCAUAAGUUGAUAGUACUGCUAAUAGUUAGGCUGCAAUGUUUAAAUUAAAAUAAUUUUACCGUCAUGUUAUGGAUAGGAAUCUAGCCUAAAAAGAAGCAGACUUUGUGUCUAACCAGGUGUAAUGAUACUGUUGCAAUCAGGAAAACCCUGACGCUAAGCGUAAAUAAAAAGAGGACAUUCAAAAGGAGGAUUCAUCUUUUUGUAGGCUAUCAUAGCCUUUCUGGUUAAUAUGUCAACGUAACCUAAAUAACACCGUUAAACGUGUUCUACACGUUAGUUUGGUACUUGGUAUGCCAGACUUAACUGUUGCAUAAAGCUUCAAACCUGAACAUUUCCCAAAGACACUGACUGACUUAUGCAAGUACAAGGUAAAGGUAGGCUAUAUAGACGUCAGUCAGAGAAGUAGACUCGUUUUCUUUUUAUGUAUUUUCUUUUAAAAAAUUCCUGAAAACGAUAAUUUGUAGCAUCUGCCAAGUGUCUCACUUUAAAUGAAAAGAGAAGAUCUAUUUUUGUAGGCCUAAGUCGCUGUUGUAGUGUGGGCAUCUUUUUAUUGUUGUGCGGCUCUUUUUUGAGUUGUGGAAUUUUUUUUGGCUCUUUAUGCUGGACUGGUUAGCCACCCCUGAGAUAGUCAGUCGAGAACUGUGUUUGUGUGUGUGUGUGUUAGAUAUGACAUUCUCUAUUCACCAUUCACUGAACUGUGUACAACCAAUUACAAGAAAUCUCACUAUUCAGGAUACUAAACAUUCAGGUCAAACCCUAAUGUGGAGUCACUGUUGAAUUCUUAGCUUUCCAGACUCAUUAACAUGUCUCCCCUAUAUAAUGUGAACUGGUCUGACUGUAAAAGGUCAUACUCGCAUACCUCUACAAUUAGGGAUGAGAGCCUUAACCUUCCCAACAAUGCAGUGUGUUGCCAACUUAAGCUUGUGUCUUAUAGUUUGAUCUUUGAUACCUACUUAAAAUCUUUUGCGUGCCUGUGUGUGUGUAUGUGUGGGUGCAUGUGGACGUAUACGUGUAUGGCUGAGUCAUCUAAAAAGAUAGGGACUUAAGGCUGUUUAGCACUACUGUAGUGCAGCACAUUGAAUUAGUUUUUUUUGUACACUGCGCCACCAAGUGCUUUUAUUGUCCUACUCUGAUCGCUUUUGCCACAUUGAGGACUGAAGUGCUUCCUUUUUUCUAUCAUAUCUGUCUGCAGCUCUGAAAAUGUGUCCACCACCAUGUGCCUUGUCCGGUACAAAGUCCCGCCUGCUUGUAAAUUGUACAUACAGUGCUCUUAUAAUAUUCACUGUUGUAGUAGUGAUGCCUUGUGUAAGUAAACCUGUAAUUUGGUGUUCAAAUAAAACCAGUUGUCAAGAGA
Messenger RNA from Alosa alosa (allis shad), 4224 nucleotides. RefSeq names its product FAM3 metabolism regulating signaling molecule C (gene fam3c). Lineage: Eukaryota; Metazoa; Chordata; Actinopteri; Clupeiformes; Clupeidae. The coding region runs from base 343 to 1026 and encodes 227 amino acids. The transcript is spliced from 11 exons. The record is from RefSeq and is a predicted model, not a curated record.